AGCCACCCAGGCGCCCCGUGGAGGUCACUUUUAUUUGCUUUAUGCUUCCCUUCGUUUUUCAGGUUUUCUAGUGACCAUAUUCCACUUUUUCAUACAAACACAGUAACAGGUGCUCUGAGCAGCAACGUGCAGGUGAGCGCACGGCCCAUCCUGAGCCGAGCCCCCCCCAUGUCCUCGCCACUUUGCAGGUGAACGGGACACGGAGAAGGAGGAGGGCGACGAGGUGGCGCACGAGGUGGAGAUGAUCAUCAAGCACAACCGGUUCGUCAGGGAGACCUACGACUUCGACAUCGCCGUCAUCAAGCUGAAGACGCCCAUCACCUUCCGCAGGAACGUGGCCCCCGCCUGCCUGCCCCAGAAGGACUGGGCCGAGGCCACGCUCAUGACACAGAAGACGGGCAUCGUCAGCGGCUUCGGGAAGACCCACGAGAAGGGCCGCCCGUCCAGCACCCUCAAGAUGAUGGAGGUGCCGUACGUGGACAGGAACACGUGCAAGCUGUCCAGCAGCUUCAGCAUCACCCAGAACAUGUUCUGCGCCGGCUACGACUCGAAGACCCAGGACGCCUGCCAGGGGGACAGCGGGGGCCCCCACGUCACCCGGUUCAAGGACACCUACUUCGUCACCGGCAUCGUCAGCUGGGGAGAAGGAUGUGCACGGAAAGGGAAGUAUGGGGUCUACACCAAGGUCACCAACUUCCUCAAGUGGAUCGACAGAUCCAUGAAAGCCAGGUCCGCGGCCCCAGUGCGCGCAGGGGACCCUAUGCCCCACCCACAUUAAAGUCAUUCCCUCAAGA
This is a messenger RNA of Leptonychotes weddellii (Weddell seal), 794 nucleotides long. Its product is annotated as coagulation factor X. Gene Ontology annotation, biological process: proteolysis. Lineage: Eukaryota; Metazoa; Chordata; Mammalia; Carnivora; Phocidae. The record is from RefSeq and is a predicted model, not a curated record. Gene Ontology annotation, molecular function: serine-type endopeptidase activity.